Molecule: messenger RNA, 2148 nt
Organism: Manihot esculenta (cassava)
Lineage: Eukaryota; Viridiplantae; Streptophyta; Magnoliopsida; Malpighiales; Euphorbiaceae
Exons: 2
Coding region: 318-1799 (493 amino acids)
Source: RefSeq, a predicted model, not a curated record
GCAUCUGCGCGGAUUUAGAGCUUGUCUACGUUAAUGGUACACAGAAUGCAGCUUAGCCCAAUCCAAAUCUCACAGAUACUUUAUGUUACAUUUGUUAAUUAUGGAUAUCAGAUGGUGACUAUCAUUAUUGUAUUUGUAUACCCACCGAGAGUCCAACUGUAACAAAUUAGAAUCAAUGCUUUCAUCUCUAUUUAGACUCUUGCUUCCAUCUUUCUAAGAAAUGAUGAUGGCGUCGAGCAGGAAAUCCACUCAAAGAGCAUGGUAGAGGCAAGAAAAUUUUAACUGUGUAAAAUCAGAUCUUCUAUCAACUUUGCAAGAUGAACUCACAGGGUCAAGUGACCAGCUGCUCUCUAACAGACCCCCCAUUGAAGCGCAAACGGGGCCGUCCCCGCAAGGAUGAGAGCAUGGCACAAGGUGAGAUUCCUCCUGCAUUGCCUGUGGCUAAAAACAAACAGUCUGCAUUUAUAACUGGUGCUGUUGUUGAAGAAAUGGUGGGUCAAGUUGUUUCUGGAGUCAUUGAGGGCUCAUUUGAUGCUGGAUAUCUUCUUAAAGUUAAGAUAGGUGAUACUGACACUUAUCUGAGGGGUGUUGUGUUUCUUCCGGGCAGAUUCUCUCCAAUCACAGCCUUAAAUGAUGUAGCUCCACAAGCGAAGAUGUACAGAAGGACAGAGAUGCCCAUACCAGUUGCAAAUCCACAAACUCUAGUCCCUGGCCCAGUUCCUUCAUUGGAGCAAAGCGAUAAGCAUCCCGCUGAGCUUCAAAACUUUGGACCAAUGAUUCAAGUCCAAGGGCUACCAUCUGAACUUCAACCCGGUGUUCCCAUUUCACAGGAAAACCAACCUGCAUCAAGCGUCCUUCCUUCCUCUAAUGUCCUUCCUUUGACUGAUAACCCACCUAUGAGUAGCACAGGAUCUUCCUCGGGAGGCAGAGUUGCACCACAUAAAAUUAAAAUUAUGGAAUCAGGACAUGGAAGCCAGUCUACUAUUGUUAUCCCACAGAUGGUACAUGAUAAAGUUGCUGAACAAGAUGAGGCGGUGAAAGAAUUUGAUUGUUCGGCAACAAAAGUUCCUAAUGUAAAUCUGGAGGCAACUGUGCAAUCAAAAUCAGUAUCGCAGUCAGUACCUUCUACUGAUAGUAUUCCUAGCAGUGGAGCUGUUAAUCUUGAGCUUCAAAUUCAACAUCAAGCUGUGAGUGAUGAAUUAAAGCCGAAUCAGUCAAUUAGUGAUGGGGUAAAAAGUCCAAACCUUGAGCAUAAUCAAGUUCCUGUAACAAAUGAACCUGAAUUCAUAUCUGCUGAACCAAUUGGGUUAAAAAUUUGGAUGGAAAAACUGGCUUCUCCAAAUAAAGCUGCAGUGCCAGAGCUUGCUGUGAAUGUUAUUAGUGGAAAUGAUGCAUCCCACUUAAAUGGGAGGCCUGGAAGUCGUGCUGCUAAUGUUACUAGGGUAGACUCAGAGUCUGCACCAAUAGGAGGCCUUCCAGUGACACUAUUUGAAAGAGAAGCUAUUCCAUCUGCAUCCAAGCUUGCAACUGAAGGAUCUCCUACUCAAAGGAUGAUUGAACCGCAGUUAUGUAAUCCCUCUAGUGCCACUAGCAUCUUGAAGGCCGACUCUGAUUCUGCAUCAAUGACGAGCUUGCCAGUAACUCUAUUUGAGAGAGAAGCUAUUCCAUCUGACCCUAAGCUUGGUAUUGAUGGAACUGCUCUUCCAAGAAUAACUGAACCUCUCUUCUACAGCCCUUCUGGUGCAGCCAAUAACGUGGAUUGCAACUUGAAGGAUGCAAUUCCACCUGCAGAAUCUUAGGUUUAUACAUUGAUAUGAAAACAUUAUGGGUAGGACAGUUGCAUCUGAAACUACAUAAACAGGAAAAGCUGUGAUAGAAUUGGCUUCUAAUAGCAGAGGUUGGACAAUAAACAGGGAUGCUGCGUAAUAUUUCUAUAGUCUAGAGCACUGAUAUAUGCUUAGUCUUAAACUUUAACCUACUAUCAUUUGCUCUGGAUGGUCUUGCAUUGUUAACUACUGCUCUCUGCCUAAUUUGGAUCCGAUAAUAUCUGUUAUACAUGUAGUAAAGGAGGCAGAGUUUUUAUGAUAAUGUCUUUGCAUCUUUUGGAAGCGUUGUAGUUGAAUUGACAUGCUUUUGCCUUGAUCACCA